CGACCGUAGUUUUCUGGCGCUGGCUGGCGAGAGCAGCUGUUUCCAGGCUGGAGUUGCGGGCUGGAAGUUCAGUCUCGUUGCGACCGUCGGCGAGGUCGUGUCGCAGCCAGCCGUUUUUGCGGCCGCGCUACGAAGCCUUCCCGCCACGUGCACCUCUCACCAUCCUCUCUUCCUCUCGUCACGCGCCCUCGGUCCCCGCGGACCAACAGUCUCGGAACCGGCUCCCGGCUACGCUCGCAUCCGCGGAGGGUACACGCGGCCUCGCUUCUGCCGCUUUUCGUGGGCGGCCAGGGAAGAAGCGACUUCUCUUCCGGAAGACACCAGCCGCGUCCUCAGCAUCCUCUAGACACGCAACGCGGCAGCAGCAGCCAUGAUAUGACACUCGAUUGAGAGGAAGAGAGCCUGCAACCGACGACCAUCAUCCCACCAUGAGGAAGUUACUACAGUUUUUGGCGUUGCUAUUGUUGAGUGUCAAUGCCAGGCGUACGGACGCGGGCGUUCCUGCGGACGACACGUACGGCGGUGGCGGCGGUCAGCGUCGCGGUGGUUCCCUUCACAAGCCUAAUUACAACGGGAACAACAAUUACAACUCGCAGUCGAACAACUCGCCGUAUCUGCCCUAUCAGCAGCCCAGAGAAAGGAAGCCGAACAUCGUGCUGAUAUUGACGGACGAUCAGGACGUCGAAUUGGGUUCGCUGAACUUCAUGCCGCGGACCCUGAGGCGGAUAAGGGACGAGGGAGCCGAGCUGAGACACGCAUACGUGACCACUCCCAUGUGUUGCCCGAGCAGGAGCUCGUUGCUGACCGGCCGUUACGUUCACAAUCACGAGGUCUUCACGAACAGCGACAACUGCAGCAGCCCCCAGUGGCAACGGGACUACGAGCCCCACUCGUUCGCCACUUACCUGAGCAACGCGGGAUAUCGCACCGGGUACUUCGGCAAGUAUCUGAACAAGUACAACGGUCUGUACAUACCGCCCGGAUGGCGGGAGUGGGGCGGCCUCAUAAUGAAUUCACGGUACUACAACUACAGCGUGAACAUGAACGGGAAGAAGAUAAAGCACGGCUUCGAGUACAGCAAGGACUAUUAUCCGGACCUGAUAGCGAACGACAGCGUGGCUUUUCUCAGACAGAGCAAACACAAUUUCGCCCGGAAGCCGGUGAUGCUCGUCGCGAGUUUCCCGGCGCCGCACGGAACGGAGGACUCCGCACCCCAGUACUCCCAUCUCUUCUUCAACGUCACCACUCACCAUACACCCGCCUACGACUACGCCCCGAACCCGGAUAAACAAUGGAUCCUACAAGUGACGCAGAAGAUGCAGCCGAUCCACAAACAGUUCACGGACCUGCUGAUGACCAAGAGACUGCAGACGCUGCAGAGCGUGGACGACGCGGUGGACAGGAUCUACCAAGAACUGAAAGACCUGGGCGAGCUGGACAACACGUACAUAAUAUACACGUCGGACCACGGCUACCAUUUGGGCCAGUUCGGCCUGAUCAAAGGGAAGAGCUUCCCGUUCGAGUUCGACGUCAGGGUGCCGUUCUUGAUCAGGGGACCUGGAAUCGAGCCCGGCACCAUCGUAGACGACAUAGUUUUGAACAUCGACUUGGCGCCGACGUUCCUGGACAUAGCCGGCGUCGAGACGCCGCCGCAGAUGGACGGUCGUUCUUUCAAGAAACUUUUCCAGAACAAACACGGGAGAAGAUCGAAAUUCAAAUGGCCAGACACGUUCCUGAUCGAAUCGUCCGGGCGCCGGGAAACGCCGGAAUCGAUCGCCGAAGCAAAGGCGAGGGAGGCGAGGAGGCAUAACGCGACGAUCGCGAGACAGCACACGACACCGGAAGAGGAGGACGAGAUCGCGGGCGAUCCGGAUGCGGAGCAUGAUCCGGAGCAUCCACGAUUCCUGGACAACGACACGGGCAGCGACCAGGACAUCUCCGAGGAUGAUGAUCUCGAGGACUCUAUCAUCGACGAUUCCAAUGUCGAUCCUCAUCUGGACAAUAGAGUGCAUCCGGUGCACCCGAGCUAUUCCACGAAGCACGAGCGUCUCGCGAUCGAGUGUUCGCGACCGGAAGCCCAGGCGAACUGCGUGCUGGGCCAAAAAUGGCGUUGCGAGAGGGAUGGCCACCGUUGGCGCAGACACAAGUGCAAAUACGCUGCACCGCCGCCCAGAGUGUCAAAGAAAUGCGCCUGCUUCACGCCGAACGGUGUGGUCUACACCAGAUUAGAAUCGAACGACUUCGAGGGGCAUCGAUAUGGCGUGGCCAGGGACAGGAGGCCAGACAUCUAUGCAGACGUGGCUAGAUACUUCGCUAGACGAGGCAAGCGAGACGUGUCGGACGAGGCCGGCAAAGAUGACGGACGAGAUACGAACGCGUAUGAGGACGACUAUAAUGACGAUGAACGGGACCGACGCGCGAUAGACGAGGAAGACGACGAAGAGUUCAUGGAGGAGUUAAAUCAACUGGCCAGAGACGUGAGAAGUGAAUACGCCAGCUUUCUCUCCAGGGACUGGCAUGAUAAUCGCACGUUUGGUAAGGACCGGCUUGAAUUCGAUAACCUGUUAGAGUACUCGAUGGACGACUUCGAUCCGAGCUUGGACAAGGUGGUGAAGGGUCGAUUGAACGUCGAGGACGUUGUCAGGAGGCACAGGAGGAUACGGAGGAGCGUGACGAAGAAGGAUACCGUUGAACACGUGACCAAGAUCAUGGAAAGCAUCGAGGAAGAACUGGACGACUUGAAGGCCACCCAAGCUCGUCAUUCGCAAACGCGGAAAACACUUCCGCCGAAGUGCUCGGUUCUCCCCCAGGGCGGAGUGAACUGUUCAGAAACAGUUUACCAAGACCCGAACGAAUGGCGUAUCUCCAGGCGAGAAAUCGAGCAACAGAUAAGAGAAAUGAGGAUGCAGCUGGAGACACUGAGAGAGAUACGCCGUCAUUUGAUGAUCAAGCGUCCUCAUUUCAUCCCGGAUCCGGAGGAAGCGAUGGAGGACGCCAAGGACGGGAGAUCGCAUCACAACGUAUCGAAGCCUCAUUCGAAUCGUCAUCACAAGAAACACGAUCAUGCUGUUCAACCUGUGACUACGACUGCCCGGACCACUUUGAAGCCGAGUCAAGUCACCGAGGACAAGACCACUACUACGGAAAUUACAGAGAAACCAAGAGUCAGCGUUACACUGACGGAGAGGACGGACAGUGAGACGAUUACCACGACAGAAUCGACUACGACGACGCAGUCGACGACGACCGUUAGAUCUAAGAAAUUUUCUCGUCGUCCGAAGAUUAAAGAGACGCUCGGAAAUCGAACGGAAGUUGAGGAGGACAAGCCGCUGAGACGAAGAAAGGUCCAUCACCAUCGUAGGAACAACACGCUGUUCACGAACAGCGUCCACGAUGAAGUGUCCACGGUCAAUGUUAGCGAAACCACGGAGACGACCGUGCCCACGCAAAGCACAACGACGACUCAAAGGAGUCAGGUGCAUCAAGCCAAGUACACCACUCUGCCAACUACUACGAUGAAGGAAACAACUCUUCAAAGAGAGACCACGAACACCUUGGGCACUACCAAUGAUUUUAAUAAAGAGACCACUAUAGAAAUGGACUCGCAAACUGGGUUAACUGGCUCGGAGCCUUCUAGUCACUCGGAGCCGAUAGAGCCGCAACGAACGAGCACUAUAAUCGCUAAAUCUACGACAGAUGAUCGAUCCAAAACUGCGUCGUUGCCGUCUACUAUGAUUACGACACCGAUGACGAACCCCGUCACGGUCGCUCCAGCGAGAAAGACACCGAAGAUCCACAAGAAUAGAACCACUGCCAAUCUUGGACCAUCUAGAAUAGAUGUUACUAUUUUGGAAUCACCUGACAGGAAGAACAGGCAAGAUUUACCGAGUAACCGACGAUUACCGCCGCUGCUGAACAAUCCUCUGGAAGCUCGGCACAAGUGUUACUGCGAGCCCGACUCAUUCGUGAAGAAGGACGAGAAAGAAAUCGCCCGCGAGGAGAGGAGAAGACUGAAAAAAGAACGCCUGAAGAAGAAGGAGAGGAAGCUACGAAAGAAGGCCAAGCUGGAAAAGGAAUGCCUAACCGAGAAAAUGAAUUGUUUCGAGCACGAUAACGAUCACUGGCGGACAGCUCCGUUGUGGAGUGCCGGCCCGUUCUGUUUCUGUACGAACGCCAACAAUAAUACCUACUCGUGCAUUCGCACCAUCAACGCGACGCAUAAUUUCCUUUAUUGCGAGUUCACCACCGGCUUGGUCACGUUUUACAAUUUGAGAAUUGAUCCAUUCGAGCAGUGGAACAGGAUAUCGUCACUAACAUCAACCGAACGAUCGUAUCUUCACGAUCAAUUGGAACACCUGAAGGGAUGCAAGGGGACGAGGGAUUGCACGGUUGGAAACGCGAAAGAGGCUCUUCCGCAGCCACAGCAACACCAGAGAUUGAUCUCGAAGAGAAAAUACGCGAACACGUUUGACGAUAUGUUUGUACCGUCAGCUUUGCAAAUUAUUCGUGAAAGUGAACUUGGUAGUCCACCUAAUAAGAGACGAAAAAAGUUGCAAAAUGUUUGGAACAGACGCAGCAGAAGCUGGCAGAGCAGUUGGAGGUAUCAUCAGGAUUCAGUGAACUUCCGGCGGCACAGACACCAGUACUGAUCGGUCCGUUUGUUUUUCUUUUAGGAUGCAUUGCCGGAGGGUGCGCGAUGCAUUUUGCCUUAGAUGUAUAUUAAUUAAUUUCGCGAUGCAUUUAAUAAUGUAAUUUAUUUAGUGAUAUUUAAUUGAACGGAAACGGAAACGUGAUAUAUAUAUAUAUAUAUAUAAUAUACAUAUAAAUAUUAUAUAUGUAUUUAAUUGACAAACGUUUUGAUUCCAUUAGACGAAGCUCACGGUUCGACGAGCACAGUGCAGAUCUUUUUAACGAUUAACGUUUUUCAACCGUGAAAUUAAUUACCGCGUGCAUCGUGCAAAGGGGUGUUUCGUUGGCGCACGCGACAAAAAAAAAGGGAAAUGAGAAUACGACCCGAUGACGAUCCUUUUUUUCUUUUUUACUUAAUAGGAAAUAUUUUUUAUAAUAAUUUAUUUACCCUCGUCUCUUUAGGUCUCUUUGUAUAACGAAGCGGAUAAUUUGUGUCGAUAAUCUUGCCGAAUAAGAUCUAGAGCAAUUUGAGAGUGCCGAUUAUCCGGAACUAGACGAUCAGAACUACUUUCUGUCUAGGUAGUAGAUUGCCCGAGGAAAAGAGAAAGAAUUCAAGUAAUCGUGUACCGCAAUUAGGGCAGUUCCAAUUUGGAUUUUUUUACUGUGGACUGAAACGCACAACGAAAUAAAUAACACAAUAACAAAAUUAUCCUACCAUGAAAACGAAAAGUUUUUCGCCUAAUCCCGCGUCAAACAACUGUUUACAACGUUCGUACAAUCGUGAACGGUUUAUUCCAUUACAGCUGCCAUAUAUUUAAAUUUAAUAUUGCCUUUAAGCAAUAUUGAAUAAAUGAUGAGUUGCUCUUGCGACGCAUCGUCAUAAAAUUGUCUUACGAUCAUUACUGUCACACUUUUACUGACAUCUUUGACCUUCAUUGUACAGACAGUAUAAGAAUAAAAAGCAGAAAGUAACUCCAGCCACUGUCUGAAUGUAUGCAACGCUAAGACUGUUUAUACUUCAAUAAAACUUUGUGCGCAAUCUCUUUUCUUAUUAGAAGCAGUAUGAAAACUCUUGUGAUUGCUACACCUAACAGUCUUUAUGAUAAAAAAUGAAAUGCUGAUGGAUCUAUACGCUGCACUGAAUUGGACGUAAUCGCUUAAUGAAUAAACGUUUUAGACAAUACUCGAACCUUUCCUAAUACAAAUUAUAUAUUAUUUAAAUGAAAUGGCUGCAUAAUUGUCUCCAUUAGCAUUUUAUUUUUUUACAAGUGUAUGUCUGUGUUACGUACUAGGUUUUCAGUUAGUAUUCUGAAGAUAUCUUCAAGAUUUUGAAACUAAAACAAUGUAUUUAAAUCAUGUGAAAUAAAUAAAUACUGUCCAAGUGAUCAUUU
Messenger RNA from Nomia melanderi (Alkali bee), 6020 nucleotides. It is a transcript of the gene Sulf1, whose product is annotated as Extracellular sulfatase Sulf1. Gene Ontology annotation, molecular function: glycosaminoglycan binding; N-acetylglucosamine-6-sulfatase activity. The record is from RefSeq and is a predicted model, not a curated record. Lineage: Eukaryota; Metazoa; Arthropoda; Insecta; Hymenoptera; Halictidae.